GCUACUGUGCAUGAGGAAGAGCCAGGGAAGGAAUCAUGUAUCCAGGCUAUGCAGAGCAGACUGCAGCCUCAUUGCUGCUGCUGUUGCUCUGUGUGUGGGUGUGCAUGUGUGUCAACAGGCCAAAUCUCAGCCUGAGUUUAAGCCUUUUCUUUUCCUUCUCUCUUAUUCUCUUUAUGAUGCAUCUGACUGAUCUCAAUCAAGAGUGCCUGCUACAUCUCUUCUCUUUCCUGGACAAAGACAGUCGGAGGAACCUGUCUCUGACCUGCAUUCGUCUCAGAGAAGCCUUCCUGGACCCUCGGCUGUGGUCUCUGCUCCACUUUUUCUCCCCAUGCGAGCUCAAGAGGAAUAACUACAUCCUGGGCCCGUCGCUCAGACACGUCAGUAUAUGCUGGCAUUCCAGCAGGGUCAAAGUGUGCAACAUAGAAGACUGGAUGAAGACCACAUUCCAGAGAGACCUGUGCAGCAAGCAUGAGAAGCUUGUCAGCCACUUCCUGGAGCGUGUGUGCCACAUGUGUCCAAACCUGCUGUCCCUGACCCUGUCCGGCUGCGGACACAUCACAGAUCAUGAUGUUAUUAGCGUGCUCCAGAGCUGCAGGCGGCUUCAGAAGCUGUGUCUUGAGAACUGUUCCCGGUUGACGGACACUGUCCUGCAGGCGGUGGUGACCCAUGGCAACAGCCUGGUGGAGGUCAGGUUGGAUUUCUGUCGGAACUUCACGCAGAUGGGUUUACAGGGCAUCAGGCAGAAGAGGCCUGGUGUCCAGCUAAGCGCUGAGCGCAGUGCGGGAAUGAUCCCAGACAGCCAGCCUGAGGAGAAGCUGCACAUCAGGAGGGCUCUGCAGAAAGUCCUCGUGUUCUCCUGAGAAACAAGCUCUGGGGUGCGUUCUCAGCAGAUGUAAAGAAAUUUGCCAUUAGCUCUCCGACAGCUCUGUCACCUGCUGGCACCUCACUUUGAACCUGCUAAAGAACAAAACUUUUUCAUUGAAACUUUGUUUUUUUUCUACUCCCUCUUCCUUUUUUAUGUUUGUAAUUUGUGUUAUUUGUAAUUCUAUUACUGUGGUGUCAUUAUCAUUUCAAAUGUAAAGUUUGCAGCCUUGUGUUUUUUUCUUAAACCCGUCAAAGGCUUUCAAAGCAUUUUGUACCAGUCAUUUUUAAUUAUCCUGUCAGAAAUGUGUUUCUUGUCUUCCAGUUUUCAUUCUAAGAAAUCAGUCAGCUCUUUUAUGUAAGAGCUAAACUGUGUCUUCCUUUGACUUAAAUGUUACACUGAGCUCUACUUAGAUGAUUUAAAGCAAUGUAAACCUGGAAAAUCCCAGACUGCAUGCAGGGAUAUUCAAACAGGAUGCUUCUUCCAAUUCAAACAUACUGAACGCCUCAAAUUAUUUGUAAAUAUUAUUACAAUGAAAAAUGCAGGUUUAUACAGUUGUUGAUAUUACAUCAGUGAUUUUAAGUAGUUCUCUUGACUCAUUUUGGUCUUAAUUUAUUUGUGUAACUUUCUAAAAGGCCUUACUCAGAUUUCUUAUGAAAUGGUAGUUUUUUUUUUCUCAUACGAUUCAUAACAGCUUUGGUUUAAUCCUCGAAAGGAAAAUCAGUAUUUUUCCCUUACUGACACUCCAGAAUGUGAAUUUACAGGAAUUACAAGCUAUUUAUUCUCAUUUUGUCUGUAUUAGAGGUGCCAAAACUUUCUGUCUUGCGAGGCCAAAGUCCAAGGUUUGUGGUGGGCCAAAGGUCAAAAAGACAAAAGACUAAACAAAUAAAGAAGGUUUCAAAUCA
This is a messenger RNA of Pygocentrus nattereri (red-bellied piranha), 1767 nucleotides long. It is a transcript of the gene fbxl22, whose product is annotated as F-box and leucine-rich repeat protein 22. The coding region runs from base 36 to 860 and encodes 274 amino acids. NCBI's taxonomy places the organism in Eukaryota, Metazoa, Chordata, Actinopteri, Characiformes, Serrasalmidae. The transcript is spliced from 2 exons. Gene Ontology annotation, molecular function: protein binding. The record is from RefSeq and is a predicted model, not a curated record.